UCCCAAUCAAAGCAAACCAUGAAACUUGUCAAGGUUUUCUUGAUGUUGGCCUUGCUCAUGGCCUCGGCCAUCACUCUCUCUGCCGCAGCACCAUCUGAAGAAGAACCAUUCGUUGACAAUGACGAUGAUGCAAGCGAAGUAGCUGAUGAUCUUCUCCCGUCGGCAGACGGCCAAGAACAACCAACUUCUCUCCGAGGAACAAGCCGGUUUCUUGCUCAGAAACCUCGGGCCGUGAUGACAUGUAACAAGUACCCCAGAGUCUGCCGUGUGGCGGGCAGUCCGGGGCCUGAUUGCUGCAAGAAGAAAUGCGUGAACGUGAAGACAGACAGGCUCAACUGCGGGAUGUGUGGUAAGAAGUGUAAGUACUCAGAGAUUUGCUGCAAAGGGAAGUGUGUGAACCCAAUGUCCCACAAAAGACACUGCGGGGGUUGCAAUAAUCAGUGCAGCAAAGGAAGCAAAUGUUUGUAUGGGAUGUGCAGCUACGCAUAGAAACCAACUUCGGCAGACCUUCUUCAAGAAUUUUUGAUCAAAUGAUCAAGCUAGCAUAUAUGUUUAUGGCACAGGCAAUUGAAUUAUAGAUAAGGGUGAGCCAUCACAUUUCGGCGGAUUAAUUUCACCGGAUGUAGAUUUAUUUUUAAUUCAAUUAUUGCUUCAAUGAUUUCAUGUAUACAAUAUUCUUGGUACAGUAUAUAUGGAAUACGGAUGUAAUUAUUUAUAUAAUUUUUAAAUUUAAGUAGUAAAAUUGCUUUUUCUUAUAUGUAUCUAAG
This is a messenger RNA of Theobroma cacao (cacao), 767 nucleotides long. RefSeq lists its product as uncharacterized. The record is from RefSeq and is a predicted model, not a curated record. NCBI's taxonomy places the organism in Eukaryota, Viridiplantae, Streptophyta, Magnoliopsida, Malvales, Malvaceae.